Molecule: messenger RNA, 675 nt
Organism: Penicillium mononematosum
Lineage: Eukaryota; Fungi; Ascomycota; Eurotiomycetes; Eurotiales; Aspergillaceae
Product: SIMPL domain-containing protein
Exons: 1
Coding region: 1-675 (224 amino acids)
Biological process (GO): DNA damage response
Cellular component (GO): external side of plasma membrane
Source: RefSeq, a predicted model, not a curated record
AUGGCUCCUCUAACAAUCAUAGUCACGGGCAAAUCAUCCGUCGCCCACGCCCCAGAACGUGGCACCAUCAGAUUCUCAGUAAAGGGAAAUGGCCCCCUCCAAGAUCAAGUCGCCUCCCUAGUGGCAUCAUUAUCGACCAGCCUACAAAGCUGGUUCAAAUCAACCUUUCACUCCUGGUCCGACGAUCAUCCCGAGGGCCCUCUGACAAAAUUCUCAUCCACCAGUAUCAAAACCUGGACAAGGUCAACAGAUAAACACGACCAGCCCGUGCAAAAUCUGCACCAUGCGAGUAUAUCCUUCAAAGCCGUCUUCCGCGACUUCACGAAGUUGAACCAGGCGAUCGAAGAAUUGCUAGUCUAUCCCAAGGUGGAGAUCGACGGCCUGGAUUGGAGUCUCACCGACGAAACUGGCAGACAACUGGCUUCCAAUGCGCGCAAAUUGGCAUUGCGCGAUGCUAUUCAACAAGCCGAUGACUAUUCGGAAGUGCUUGGACGCCAAGUCUCGGUCGUGGAAAUUACCGACCAUGGAAUGAGCCCCUACAGGGCUACUCAUAGAGACUUGAUGAUGGCUCCUAGUUUUGGUGGUCACCCUGGGGAGGACCCUGCGCCGCUAGACCUCACGCCUCAGGAUAUCGACGUCGAAAGUCAGGUCAAUGUUACUUUUCAGGCUGCAUGA